AUGAGUACCGAAGUUGUGCCUCCACCCACGACCGUAGGCGACUUCCUAGAACCACGACCAUACGAAACAGUCAAAGCAGAGGCCGACGAGGUCGACGAGGCGCCAGUUGGCCGUGGCUAUGGACCUCCAGCGAAAAAACCCUCUGACUCGUCUCAAUUCGGCGUCUUCAAGCCAAACCUGCCAUGCUAUCGCCUACAUUGCCGUUCGAGUCGAAACAACACGAUAGUUACCUUCACGGAACCUAAGGGAAAGUGCAUUUCCUGGUUUUCUGGCGGUAGCUUGAAAUUCAAGAAGGCGAACCGUGCUUCGUAUGAAGCUGGCUACCAAUGUGCGGUACAGACGUUCAAGAAGAUCGAGGAAGCUAAUGCGAAGGAGCCGCUGAACAUACACCUGUUUCUCAGUGGGUUUGGGCAAGGCCGGGAUGCAAUGAAGACCGCUCUGCUGUCUGUGGAAGGGGAGAAGAUAAAGCAUUUGGUUAAGCAAAUACAGGACCGGACACCAAUAAAAAUUGGAGGAACGAGGUCGAAGAAAGCACGGCGGCUGUAA
This is a messenger RNA of Cyclocybe aegerita, 546 nucleotides long. The record is from the annotation of a GenBank genome assembly. Lineage: Eukaryota; Fungi; Basidiomycota; Agaricomycetes; Agaricales; Hemipholiotaceae.